AUGGGACGCAAUCUCAAAACAAAGACGGGUGGUGCACCACAGAAGCGACGCAAGAAGUCCGAAGGGCUCAGUGCAGACAGUAGCAGCCCCGUACUGUCAGCUACGUCUUCCUCGGGCGGUACCUCAAUGCCUAGUCCUCGUGAAUGCGACAAAUGCGGGAAUAAUAUGCUAUUGGAUGGUGUGGCCAAGACGUGGCCAUUGGGUAAAAAGAAUGUGGCGUUUACAGACUGUCAAAUUUGUGACUUUGUAGCCUUUCGACGGUCCCAACGACCCUGUGUCCAGUGCACACGUAUGAGUUGUGACCAUUUCUGUGAAUGGUGUGGCAAGGGUUUUCAUAUAAAAUGUGCCAAAUUACAGAAGGAAGAUGUAGAGAAUCCGAAUGGUUUCUGUUGCCAUAAAUGUGAAGCAGAGCAGAGUGAAGGUCACAAUACGGACGACGAAGAGACAAAAGGGGAAGAAGAUGUGGGAUCACGAUGUGGGAGAUGUCGACUGCCUUUUGCUUCAAUGGGAAAGGAAAUAGAUGACGUGAGCGUUGCUACGGGAUUUAAAGUGAAUCAAGCAGUGCUUGUGGACAAUGACGAGGUGCUGUAUAAUGCUCUGAUUACUGAAGUGGAUACUAAGGGUGAGCGAAUUAAGAUUCACUUUACACGGUGGAGUAAAUCGUUUGAUGAUUGGUAUGCGAUGGAUGAUGAGCACAUUAAUGAAAGUCUGGCGUGUGAUUGCUGCAAUAAUUGGUUUCAUAUUGGCUGUUUGCCACCGAUCAAGAGCUCGGGAAGGUGGAAAGACUCGACGUAUGUGUGUCCACGAUGUAUUGAUGAUGCACGUGCGUUCCAUAACGGCAGUCGAGCAGUACUGAAGGCAAAGAUGGGGUGUGGUUUUACAAGUAUUGCAACUGCAAAAGCUACAAAGAAAACAACGUCACCGAAAGAGAGCGAGAGAACUAUUGUGGCGGUUGUGAAGACUAAGAAAUCUAAUAAAGCGGUUGUGGUGAGGGAUGAUGAUGACGACGAUAUGGAAAAGAAAAAGGAAAACGACAGCAAUGUGAGAAAGGAGAAAGGCAAAAUCACAAAAGCACCGAGCAAAAAGAAGCGAAUAUUACCCGAAGCUGGCGAGUCUUCAGUGAGGAGAACGCAGGCGAAGGAGAAUGAAAGAACUGCGAAGAGUGCUGUGAGUGCGGCGUCUGACUUAGAAACUGUUGUGUCACUCGCAAGGAAGGAGUUUGCAAGUGCUGAUGCCGCGUUACACCUCGCCGGGUCAGCACCGUCAGAAGCAAAAGCAGACUCAUCCAUAGUGCGUGCGCCUACGACGGAAGUGGUUGCUAAAGUCAACGCGAAGGUGCCAAAGUUGCCUGCAGUGAAUACAAAUGCUGUUGUGGCUGGGAAGACUUCAGUUAUAAUGCAUGCGUCUCCAGAGCACACGGUUAAGGUAGUGACUGAGGCAGACAGUUCGCCUUUUGAGGUAGCCGCUACGGUUGGUGCAAAUGACAAGCAUGCCGUGGGCGAGUCGGAUGCGGACCCGCACGAGAGGAAGCUGGUGGUGACGUCUCAAACCGCUGCUCCGGAGCACUCGAAUCGGUAUUCAUCGUGCAACACUGUAAUGUCGCUUUUGAACAGUCCACCAUCGAAUGAGACAUCAAUUAAGACAUUCAAGCCCACGGUGACUUCACUGCCUAUGCUGAGCCCGGCAGAUAACACAUAUGCUUCGUCGUCGAAGCCGGCGGUGGCAAUGCAGACCAACUUUCAGGUAUACGUGAAGAUGGAGCAAAAGAACGGACAUUUCUCGCUGUAUCCGCGUCCGGCGCUGGAUGGCAAGCCUGCUCAGGCAGGUCGGAAGGAAGUAUCGACAAAACUAGCAAAAUCAGCGGCAGCACGAAGGACAAAGCAGAGCCAGACUUGUCGUGGCCUGAGCGCGUUCGACAUCCUACGUGAAGUGGCAGCGCAGGAGAUCGACGAAGGCGCUGUACCAGUAAAACCAAAGCGCGAGAAGCGUCCUUUGGGUCGAGAAUUCAAAGCUAGUGCAAGCAAGUUUCCGAAGAUGGACGCGUCUACGGGGUGUGCAUCGAGCACUACACCGGGGCGAACAGCAUCAUCCGGAGGAUUCGGAAAUCUGGCUGUUUCAGACAUGAAUCAGUCGCCACAGACUCGCGACCGCAUCCAGAUGAACCCAUUUGUGGAUCUGCACUUCAGCAUUCGCAAGGAAAUGUACCUUCGCUUUUGUCGUCUAGAAGAAGAAGGGAUGUUGACGCGAGACUCGGCGCAUUUGCUACGCUCCCUAAUCUACCCGACGUCGGAGAGAUUCCAAGACCUGAAGUUUGUGUACCUCGUGAACAAGGAUUUGCCAUCGUUACAGCUCACGAAACGGCUUCUCGAAGCGGUGCCGUACCCCGCAACAGCUGCAAAAACAGUCGCUACGACGGCUCCUCACGCUUCAUCUGCUGCUAUUAGAUCUCCUGUUGGUGGCAAGAGCUUAGCAGGGUUCCCAAUGUCGAUGGGAAUGUUUUCUGCUGCAAUGAGUCGCAACUCGUCUCCUGCCGGCUCGUCUCGCAUGAGUCUGCUUCCUCCACCUCCAGGCCCAACAUUGCUGAGACCAGAUCUUGUGCGACCAGAUGAAUCGUCACGAGUUGUGCCUCAAUCACAGCAACAUCCAUCGCGAACGAGCGGUAGUCCUGCCACCCAUGUCACCACGGCGAAGCGUCCUGAAAUGCUGAUCGUGGAGCAGCAUGCACCUACACGCAGCCCAGGUACCGGAACAGGAUCUCAGCGAUUAUUGAAUUCUAGGUAG
This is a messenger RNA of Peronospora farinosa, 2781 nucleotides long. The record is from the annotation of a GenBank genome assembly. Lineage: Eukaryota; Oomycota; Peronosporomycetes; Peronosporales; Peronosporaceae.